AUGAAAGGUAAUCCGGAAAUUCAGGGGAAGAACCACGCGUGCUUCGCUUUCGCUUUUCCACACCAACCACCGCACUUCACUCGCAGGGAAUCCGUUGUUUCAAACGCCCAAAUCACUUUGACUCAAGAGACUAGAACUCUUAGUCUUCCCCAAUCACUUGGUCAUACGAAUAGUCAAGUAGCAGCCAUGGCUCCCCAGAAGAAGAAGCAGCACAACUACGAGUUUGGCGGCCCCCCCGGCGCCACGGCUAUCAUCUUCGGGCUUCCCGUGCUCCUGUGGGCCUUUUUCUUCGUCUGCAACGACAAGACCGGCUGCCCGGCCCCGUCCACCCUGAGCCCUCGCACCUUGACCUUGGAGAGGCUCAAGGCCGAGACGCCAUGGCCCGCCGACGGCAUCUGGGGUUUCUGUAGCUGGGAGGUCAUGGGCUGGACUCUGGCCUAUUACCUACUCAGCCUGGUGCUCUACCGCGUCCUCCCCGCCCAGGAGCUGGUCGGCACGAAGUUGCUUCAGUCUGGCAAGGCCUUGAAGUAUCGCUUUAAUGCCUUUGGCGCAUCCGUCGUCCAGCUCGCCGCCCUGGCCGUCGGCACCUACCUCCACGGCGCCGACUUCGUCGUCUGGACCUUCAUCUCGGACAACUACCUGCAGCUGCUGACGGCCAACAUCAUCAUCGCCUACGUCAUCACCAUCUACGUCUACGUCGCCAGCUUCGGCGUGAAGCCGGGCAACCCGGACCUCCGUGAGCUCGCCGUCGGCGGCAACACCGGCAGCCUGAUCUACGACCUGUACAUCGGCCGCGAGCUGAACCCCCGCGUCACCCUGCCGCUCUUUGGCGAGGUUGACAUUAAGGCCUGGCUUGAGAUGCGGCCCGGCCUGACUGGCUGGGUCAUUCUCAACCUCGCCUUCUGCGCCAAGCAGUACCGCUCCUUUGGCUACCUCUCCGACAGCAUCAUCUUCACCACCGCCGUCCAGGCCUACUACGUCCUCGAGGGCCAGUACAUGGAGGCCGGCCUGCUGACCAUGAUGGACAUCACCACCGAUGGCCUGGGCUUCAUGCUCACCUUUGGCGACAUCGCCUGGGUCCCCUUCCUCUACUCCACCCAGACCCGCUACCUCUCUGUCUUCCCCGUCCAGCUAGGCUGGGCCGGCGUCGCCGGCGUCUCCGCCGUCUUUGCGACCGGCCUCUACAUCUUCCGCGCCUCCAACAACCAGAAGAAGGUCUUCCGGACGCAGCCCGACCACCCAAGCGUCAGGGACAUGCCCUUCAUCCAGACGAAGCGCGGCACGCGCCUGCUCACCGGCGGCUGGUGGGGCGUGUCGCGCCACAUCAACUACUUUGGCGACUGGCUCCAGGCCUCGCCCUUCAGCCUGCCGACGGGCAUCGCCGGCUACCAGAUCCUGACUGCCGGCAGCGCCGUCUCCGGCGCCGUCACGAUGCUCGACGGCCGGGAGGUCGUCCAGGGCGCCGCGCGCGGCUGGGGCAUGAUCUUCACGUACUUCUACGUCGUCUACUUCGCCACCCUGCUCAUCCACCGCGAAGGCCGGGACGACGCCGCCUGUGCGGAGAAGUAUGGCGAGGACUGGGUCAAGUACAAGAAGGUCGUCAGGUGGAGGAUCCUGCCCGGGAUCUACUAGAUCGGUUUCGACAACGGGGGUUUUUCUGCCUCCGCACUGCCAGUCUACCACGCAGUUGGACGAAUGGUGAAGGGUCUAAUCCACAAGCCAUGUAGUAAUUCGAGAUUGACAUAGAAAGGUUAGAUAGAAUAGGCGAGUUGCGCCGUGUCCACGCAGCGCUGGGUCGAUCAAAAAGCGUCAUGCUGCUGGUGCUAACCAAUACGUUUUCGUAAAUAGGCUGUAGAACAUUUGUCGCGUCUUGUUGAAGUAUGAGCAGGCUCUUUGACCCGUCUUUCUGACCGCACUUUGGAGGUUUAAUGGAUCAUGAAAGUGUUCAAUUUGAUCUUUCCGGUGAC
Messenger RNA from Colletotrichum destructivum, 1967 nucleotides. RefSeq names its product Putative sterol reductase. Gene Ontology annotation, molecular function: Delta14-sterol reductase activity. Lineage: Eukaryota; Fungi; Ascomycota; Sordariomycetes; Glomerellales; Glomerellaceae. The transcript has 3 exons. The record is from RefSeq and is a predicted model, not a curated record. The coding region runs from base 1 to 1632 and encodes 543 amino acids. Gene Ontology annotation, biological process: ergosterol biosynthetic process. Gene Ontology annotation, cellular component: endoplasmic reticulum membrane.